AUAAUGUUCCAAUAAUGUUUUAUGUAUUAUUAUUAAAAGUUGGAUGUUUCAACAACUGGAAGACCUGUGAUGACCAGCUUUUUCCUCAGUGUUGCAAAAGUUUCAUAUCAAAGGUCAGCUACGAAGAAGCCGGAUGAACAUCUGGAGGAAGACGGCUCAGACACUAAAACCCCCAUCCACAAUGUACAGGUUUAUGAUUUGAGAGGAUCAUGGAACCAGGAGAAUCGGACUGUUCUGAUUGGUCUGUAUGACAGUUAUAUGAAGGCACAGUCACUGAAGCGUAACCUUUCAUCAGAGGCCCUGAAAGGGUUCAAAGUAGAGGGAGGUGGGAAUGCUGCUAAUAGUAAAUCCAACAUAAAAGGUUCAAACCUUUCAAUAGAUGCACAAGAUGUUGCCACACCGAGUCCCUCUACCAAGAUGCAGACUAGUCACGCUCACACUAUGCUAAUGAAGCUGGUGGCUGAGUCAGACAGUAAAUCUGUUGCUUUUACAGAAGAACCAUCUAGCACAAACAUGGAUCAGUUACAAGGAGUUGCUGCAUGUCAGAAAGACGAUGUCAUCCAGAAAAAAUGGCUGAUUGAGUUACAUAACAGUCAGCUGAUAGUGAAAGGUUGUGAGACACUUGGGUUUGUCAUCGUGGCCGCUGCCAAAGCCAAAAUAUUGUCAUGUGAUCACAUGCCUAUCUGGGUACGAGACAAUCAGCUCCGUAGCAAGGAUACAUGGGUUGGAUCUCUAGAUUGUAUGCAGUACUAUGCUACAGUUGACCCAGAACAUGAAUUUAGUGAUGACAAUAUUCCAUGGUUGUCCAAGACUCAUGUUGAGGACAGGUCUGAACCUGAACUCUCCAGUCUGCAAGAGAUGGCAGGAAGUGGGCACAGUGUUGGCGGAGUUGUCAAUAUCAACUACGGUGGAGUACAUGUACAAAUGCAGAGAAUCAUAUCAAGAUGUAAAUGCCAGUUCUUCUAUGUAAAUUAUGGUGAGGCAGAUCCUGUCUUACUGCAAGAAGUACCACCACCUCCAUCCGAUGAUUCUGAUAUGAUGCAGAGAGACGAAGGAGUGGAUACAUUUACCCUGUUACAUCAUGAUCUCAAUGUUGUCACUAACUCUUUGCAGUAUAAGAUCAUUUUGGACAUUGUCAACAAUCUUUUACUUCAUGUAGAGCUUAAGAAAAGGGAAGCUACAGAGAAGCUACAGAGCAUGAGGUUCCAGCUACAGCUGUCGAGAGUGGAGGACCAGAAAACACCAAUCCUCUCACUGCAGGAAAGUGUCAGGGAACAAACAGAGAAGUAUAGGUAUUACGAGAGAGAAUUGUUUCACAUUAUAAAAGCCAUGGAAGAAGAAGAAAAUGUAAGUUAUGCAGCAGACUUGAUUGAAGACCAGGAGAGGCUGGAGUGUAAGUUACGACAAUGCAAGGAGAAAAUCAACAGUCUGAAUGAGGAAUUGUCCAUACGAAUCAGUUGUUUUAAGGAGAGCCAGCUUCAAGUUCAGGCAACGUUACAAACCAAACAGACACAACAGGCAUACGUGAUCAGGAGGAACGAAGUUUGCUUCAAAUUUGCUCAGUGGCGUUUAACCGAACCAGAUGGACAAGUAGGAAUUGCCGAUUUAGCAUUGAGGAAUUUUGUAUACACAAAGGUGAAUCGAGAUAACGAUACUUGGAGUCAUCAGGUGGAACUUGGCUGGGUCAAGGCCACUAAUUUAUUGCCAAAUUCAAUAUACAAGGAUGUGCUUGCACCACGUGACCCACCUGGUCGUGAUGACAACAGACAGAUGACCUUAAGAGUGCUAUGCACUGAACGUCCUCCAGUGGGUGGAAUAGCAGUAAAGGAACAUUUUGAGGUGAACCUAGUACCACUUCAGAUACAGAUGACAUACCAGCUCUUUAAGAAGGUCAUGGAAUUCUUCUUCCCUGAUAAAAACAUUGACAACGAGGACCAAGAUGAUGAUAUGGAAGGUGCAACAGCUUCAAAGUCAUUUUCAAAAUCUGAGAAACGAUCAACACAGAAAAAGGAAGUGAAAAGAUCGCCAUCUUUCACAGCCACAGAUGAUAUAGAUAAAAUGAAGGAAAGAGCUGCCAACAACAAUACCUUCUUGUACAUCAAGAUCCCAGAGGUGUCCUUAAGAGUUUCUUAUAAGGGAGAAAAGGAGAAGAAUAUAGAGGAUGUACAUGAUUUCAGUUUGGUAUUACCUACACUAGAAUACCAUAACUGUAUAUGGACAUGGUUUGAUCUACUCUGGGCAAUGAAGAAUGAUAGCAAGAGGGUGCUCAUAUCUCAGGCCAUCAAGCAGAAGUUACAUAUGAGGAGUAGACUGACUGAGGAACCACCUGUAACUGACGUACAACAGGAAGAGGAUAAGGCUAAAAUGCUGCUGGGUGCUAAACUUCUGGCUCCUCAGGAAAAACCAGCCAAGAAAACACUGUUUGGAAAAUCACAGAAGUAGUUCCAAAUAAACUUGACAAAGAUAACUAUUAUUUCAGCAAAAUCCUAGGAGAGGAAUAUAUUAUUGUUAAAGAUUGUGUAAGGCUUGGCAGCAGUUACUUGAUAGUUAGUCAAUGUUUUUCACAUGCCGUGACCUUGGACAUAUACACUACUUCACAGAGCUUUUGCUUUGACCGUACAUGUAUUUGCAUUGUCUUUCAUAAAUUGUAAGAGUUGAAUUUGCAAGACACAUUUGCCUGAAGAUCAUUUUGUUGCAUUGUUUACUUAUGAUAUGUUGAUGGCCCUUUCCUGUGUUAAACUCAAAAUACACUUUAGUUUAUGUAUGCCUUAAAAAUUACUGAAUUACCUACUUAACACUCCACAUUUUUAACUGGAUCAUAAUAAAACAUUGUAGUAUGAUUGUCCCUAUGAUACCUAGGUCAGACAUGAAACUAAACUAUCUUGGUGAAGAACUAGGUCAGUAGAUUAAAUAAUAGAGAGACUUAGUUAAUACUCAAAAGGCCACUUUUUCUACCCUGGUCUUCAUGAUACUUGACCAGAAUGUUUAUCUGUAUAAAAUCUAGGGUAAAUUUAUAACUUGGUUACAUGGGUAAAAUACUGGGUCACCAGGUGGGAACAUUGAAAAACUUGGUUUAUGAUAGUCUUGAUUUACGUGAAAUAUUGUCAGGAUGUUUGCUUUUAUGAAACCUGUUUUAAGGAUAACAUGGUGUAAUAGGCCUCAAUUUCACCAAAAGCGUGCACACAACUUGAUAAUGUAAGCUUUAAAAAUGUAAAACGAUAGAAAUAAGGUGCAUAUUGACAAGUUAUAUAAUGAUUGAAAUUCUCAAGAAUUUCCUUUAGAUUACCUCCCCUGAUUAUUUUAGUUUUUUAUGAGUUAUCUCCCCUGAAAACUAGAAAAAAUGAUUUUCUCCUUUUCCCUAAGGGGAAUUUAGAUUUCUUUUUGAUAUUUGUAUCAGAAUCAUAUAAUGCAGCUUUCUACCGCAAAAUUUUCUCAAAACUCGAGUUCAGAUUAUCAUAAUCAAAGAAAUUAUAUAUUCCCCAUAGGCAUCAAUUUUAUUUUCAAUACCGAUUAUCUCUCCAAAAAAUGAUAAAAUUUGAAAAAUCUCUCCGUGAAAAGUUUUUAAUUUUGAAUGUCUUUAAAGUGACCAAAUUUCAUUUAAAUAUUACCAUCCAGUUACAAGAUAUGAAAUAUGGCUAUUACACCAUGUUAUCAUUUAAUGUAUCACGGAAGUGUUCCUUAAGUAACCAUGGUGGACAGAUAGCUCAGUGGUUUGCACACUGGCCUUCCAAUCCUGAGGUUGGGGGUUCGAUCCCCGGCAGCUACUCGGGAAGUUUCAGAAACGCUUUUCAGUGUUUCCCACCCAACUAGAGGUGUACUGGUCAGGAACACUGGUAUCAGUGCUAUAUACUGGGCACGUUAAAGAACCAGGCUGUCUAUUCGAAACGAGCUAGGCUAAGUUAGCCGGAAAAGCCUGUAUCUGAUUUCUGAUCUCUCUGUCGUGGGGGCUUUGUCUCACUCUGUCCCUCUGGUCAGAUUGCUCUGUGUCUGUACUAGUAGAGGAUGAAUUAUGCGCCCUUUGUGGCUGCAUUUGAACUAUGUAAAGCGCCUUUGAACGUGAAAUUGAUGAUGAAAAGGGCUCUAUAUAAAUCUAGUAUAAUUAUAAUAAUAAUGUUCCAAGUUUGAUCAAAUUAUUCCAGUUUGUUGAAAAAAACAUGGCCACCAGAGGAGGUGUAUGUAAACACCAUUUCAUAUAUGUACAUGUAUACAGUAUUUACUACAUGCAUAUAGUGGAUACUUUAAAAAUCCGAAAAUGCUAACUCAAUUUCAAAAUAAUUACACAGAUAUUUUCCAUUUGCGACCUGGUCGAUAAAAAUUGCUCGGACGAUAUGUGAAACUCAUGUGAGUGAUCUAGGGCCGUCAUGACUCUCUUGUUGUUUGUUUGUGUGUUUAACAUUGAUUGUUUAGGAAGUUAACCAAAAUAAGUUCAAAAUUAUGUAGAGUAAAUAUUUUAAGUUCUGUUAAAGGGGUGCAAUACUUUUGAUAGAUAUUUUUAGAAUUUGUAAAAUUAUUUGUAUUGUUAUGAGUAAAUGCAGCUUAUUCUUAGGUUGCUACAUUUUCUUUGAAUGCUGAUUUUAGCUAAUGUUAUUUAUUAUGGUAUGCUGUUAUUUAUAUACAUGUAUAUUUAUUAAAGAAAAUAAAGGUCACUAACUAUCA
Mercenaria mercenaria is the source of this 4656-nucleotide messenger RNA. Its product is annotated as protein hobbit-like. The transcript has 19 exons. The record is from RefSeq and is a predicted model, not a curated record. Lineage: Eukaryota; Metazoa; Mollusca; Bivalvia; Venerida; Veneridae. Bases 70 to 2442 code for a protein of 790 amino acids.